This is a messenger RNA of Physella acuta, 1074 nucleotides long. RefSeq lists its product as uncharacterized. Lineage: Eukaryota; Metazoa; Mollusca; Gastropoda; Physidae. The record is from RefSeq and is a predicted model, not a curated record.
UUCCAAACCUGUAGCUGAGAGCACGAAAUCGAUGACUGCUCAAAUCACUAUGAACAGCACUUAUAGUGGGAAGAAAAUAUCCUGCAGGCUGGAGCCAUUCGAGAAUAUUACAUUCAUAGAUUCAGAUGACAUGGGGACCUUACCAACAGAAGAUGCCAAUAUCAAUGUCACCACCGUGAAAGCGAUUGUAAAAGACGCGACUGGAGAAGAGCUUAAAUCAGACACAACUUACAAUAUUGGAGCAGAUGGACCAACCAUCACCUGCCAGACCACCCCAGCACCAGAAAGUCUAAACCCUAACUUAUCGUUGACGUAUGAGUUUUUAACGCCUAAAAGUGGGAGAGUGCAAAACAACGCGUCAAAGAUAUAUAAAAUACCUACUAAUGAAGAGAAUGAUAAAACUUAUACAUGCUCAGUUAUAUAUGGAAGUGACAAUGCAGUGGCGUCAGUGCAAACUAUAAAAGUAACUGUCUGUGCCAACAAUGUGACUGCUGCUGCUAGUGGCACUGCUUUAAGUAUAGGAUCAACCCUAGUUUUGUCAUGCGGCCUAGGACAAGAUGCAACACUCACCUACACAUGGCUUUUCAAUGAUAAAAUCAUCGAUAGCCAAGCUGACUGGAAGAUCCAACUCUACAACUUCACUGUGUCUGACAUCGGAUUGUACAAGUGUUGGGUUGGAAAGAGCCGUAACUCGACACCAAAUGCGUCUUUUCAUGCUAUUAUGAAACCGACUGUCACUCGUGUUACCCCUGGGACCAGCUAUAGUGCAGGCCGAGACUAUCGUCUCAAAUGUAACACUGGAUCAAGUGUAACACAUGGUUGGAGCUUCUCGUGGACAAAAGAUGAUGCCAUCUCUCCGAUCAAAACCGACACCUACUCACUGACAAAUGUAGCUGCGGCCAUACAUGGUGGGAGAUACACAUGCACCUGUACAUACCAUGGCGCUUCCAGCACCAGUGAACCGUUUAUUAUCGCUAUCACAGACGGGGCUUCUGAUUUGCACUACAGUGUACUGAUGAUGACUUUCGUAUCCCUGGGGUCACUUUUUUUCUAGAACAGUCAUACACGCUUCAC